AUAAGCUUCAAAUGUCAUGAACUUUCAAAGCUUUAGUCUCCUUCAGUUGAGAAAUUCUGGUACCACAAGAUGUUUGAUUGCGGUUCCAAAGCUCAGUUUAUGGAUGGCCACAAAGAGAAAUUUGUAAGGUUGGAGGAUUCAAGUCCAAGAUUAUCGGUUACCUCUGAUAUAGGCAGAAUGAAGAAAUGUCGAUUUAGUAUCGAGGCCUUAGGCCUUAGAUCAGACAAAACAUCAAAGUCCUUUAAAAGGGGUGUUCUUAAGGGCUCCGAAGGACUUAGAUCACUAGGCCGAUCACUUCGGUUCGGAGUUGCUAGAGCUGUUUUCCCUGAAGACCUUGAACAAUCUGAGAAAAAAAUAUUCGAUCCUCAAGACAAAUUCCUUCUCAGGAUGAACAGAUUCUUUAUCAUAUUAUACAUUUUUUCAUUUGCCGUUGAUCCGCUGUUCUUAUAUCUCCCUAUAGUCGAUAAAGACUCUAAUUGUUUCAGCAUACAUGGAGGUUUAGCUAUUGCAACAAUCACAUUACGGUCAUUGAUCGAUUCUUUAUAUCUAGUUCGUAUAGCUCUCCAGUUUCGUACCGCAUACAUUGCUCCAUCGUCCCGGGUAUUUGGUAGAGGUGAGCUUGUAAUUGAUCCUCAACAAAUAGCCAAUCGAUAUCUUAAGCAUAAUUUCAUCUUCGACUUUCUUUCGGUACUACCUCUGUCUCAGAUUGCUAUUUGGAGAUAUUUUCUCACCUCAGAUGUUGCCGAUACAAAGAGAGCACUAGGCUAUAUUUGCUUUCUCCAAAUUAUUCCGAGAUUUAUUCGAAUAAUUCCAUUGAUGAAAGAGAUGAGAAGAACUGAUGGUUUCUUUGCUAGUAGUCCAUGGGCCGGUGCUCUAUACUAUCUUGCAUGGUUUAUGCUUGCAAGCCAUGCAUGUGGUGGAUUUUGGUACUUAUUUGCCAUCGAACGGGAAGAUACAUGUUGGAAUUUAGCUUGUGCAAACAACAGUACCUGCAAAGUGGAUUUCUUGUACUGCGGCAAUGGCCAUUUAGACGGUUUUGAUCGAUGGCAAAAUGUGAGCAGCGAAGUUCUUACGGCUGAAUGCAAUGUAGACAGCAAUAACCCGCAAUUCAAUUUCGGUAUCUUUGCACAGGCAUUUACAUCAGGAAUAGUUUCAGAUAAGAGCUUCACCAACAAAUUCUUUUAUUGCUUGUGGUGGGGUUUACAGAAUUUAAGUACACUUGGUCAGGGGCUUCAAACAACCACAUAUUAUGUGGAAAAUGUCUUUGCUAUAAUACUUUCGAUUCUUGGAUUGAUAUUCUUUUCAAUUCUCAUCGGUAAUAUGCAGACUUACCUUCAAUCGAUGAGCGUACGGGUUGAAGAAAUGAGAGUUAAAAGGCGGGACUCAGAGCAAUGGAUGCAUCAUCGGCUGCUGCCGCCUGAACUUAGGGAACGUGUUAGGCGAUACGAUCAAUACAAGUGGAUGGAGACAAGAGGCGUCGAUGAAGAAAGUUUGGUUCAAUCUUUGCCCAAAGAUCUCCGAAGGGACAUCAAACGACAUCUUUGUUUGGGUCUAGUUAGAAGGGUGCCUCUGUUUGCGAACAUGGAUGAGAGGCUGUUGGAUGCAAUAUGUGAGAGAUUGAAACCGAGUUUGUACACGCAAAAUACAUACAUUAUAAGAGAAGGAGACCCUGUUGAUGAAAUGUUGUUUGUAAUACGAGGCCGGAUGGAGAGUGUGACUACUGACGGCGGUAGGAGUGGUUUUUUUAAUAGAGGAUUACUGAAGGAAGGAGGUUUCUGCGGCGAGGAGUUACUAACUUGGGCUUUAGACCCCAAAUCAAGUGCAAACCUCCCGUCAUCGACACGGACUGUGAGAGCAUUAUGCGAAGUAGAAACAUUCGCAUUGAGAGCCGAUGAAUUGAAGUUUGUAGCUAGUCAAUUUAGGCGUCUACAUAGUAAACAAGUUCAACAUACAUUUCGGUUUUAUUCACAGCAGUGGAGGACAUGGGCUGCAUGUUUUAUUCAAGCAGCAUGGAGAAGGCAUACGAAAAGGAAGGCGGCAGAGCAGAGACGGCGCGAGGAAGGGGGUAAUUCUAGCCCGGAUAGUAAUUCCGGUAGCUCUUCUAGUUUGGGUGCGACAUUAUAUGCAUCGCGCUUCGCUACGAAUGCAAUGAGAGGAGUUCAGAGGCAGAGAGCUAGAAGUGGCAGAGACUUAGUGAAGAUGCCGAGGAAGCCAUCUGAGCCUGAUUUUACUGCAUAUGAUACUUACUGAUACUAUAAAGAGUUUUGCAAUGUUCACUUGAUAUUGGGAAUUAUUGACUGAUAUAUACUAUAAAGAUUAUGAGAAUGUAUUACAUCAUGCAAUGAAUU
This is a messenger RNA of Dioscorea cayenensis subsp. rotundata (Guinea yam), 2348 nucleotides long. RefSeq names its product probable cyclic nucleotide-gated ion channel 5. Gene Ontology annotation, biological process: potassium ion transport; transmembrane transport. Bases 70 to 2250 code for a protein of 726 amino acids. Gene Ontology annotation, molecular function: protein binding; voltage-gated potassium channel activity. The transcript is spliced from 8 exons. The record is from RefSeq and is a predicted model, not a curated record. Gene Ontology annotation, cellular component: membrane. Lineage: Eukaryota; Viridiplantae; Streptophyta; Magnoliopsida; Dioscoreales; Dioscoreaceae.